Messenger RNA from Scylla paramamosain (green mud crab), 2966 nucleotides. RefSeq names its product calpain-7-like. NCBI's taxonomy places the organism in Eukaryota, Metazoa, Arthropoda, Malacostraca, Decapoda, Portunidae. The record is from RefSeq and is a predicted model, not a curated record. Bases 121 to 2676 code for a protein of 851 amino acids. Gene Ontology annotation, molecular function: calcium-dependent cysteine-type endopeptidase activity. The transcript is spliced from 12 exons. Gene Ontology annotation, biological process: proteolysis.
UAUGAAUGAAGGCAGCCUGUGAAGGAGGCUGCCCCACUUCUGGUCUGAUCAGCGGAUCAGUUCAGGCGUGGGGAAACAUUGGGUCUAUUAUGAUGCAGCAGGAGCAGACCAGCCCUGCUGAUGGGCCCUGCCUUCUAUAUAGAUAUUGUCAGUUGUGAUGUACAGCUGACCCUCACACAGUGUGGUGCGGUAAGCAUGGAUGAUGCAGAAGAAUGCAUCAAUCAUGCUGCCGAAGUGGCCCGACAAGCAACACACUUUGACACCAGUGGGAGUCACUCAGCAGCUAUCUACAUGUACCGCCAGGCAGCGGAAUACCUGCGGCGGGCAACAAUCCUUGGCAUUUCUUCACCAGCAAUUACAGAGAGAAUCCAGCAGUACAGAAACAGAGCUGACGUACUUGAAAAUAAUGAAACACAGACCCAGUCUCCACAAGUCAUAGCAGAAAAAGGGCAGAAUGAACUGAGCAGAGCACAUUUCUUGUUGCUGGAAGCUUUUGAAGAGGAUGAAGCCGGCAAUGUGGAAGAAGCUGUGGAACUUUACUCUAGUGCUGUUGAGUUGUGCCUAGAAGCAUGCAAGAAUGCAAGUAAUGCUAAGAUAACAGACAAAUUACGAAAGCUGGCUGAACAAGCGUUAUCUCGAGCUGAGGACCUGAAAGCAUCAGAAAAGGCAGCUGCUAAAGGUGCAGAGAUUGACAGCAGGACAUCAGAGAAGUCUCAGUGUCAGAAAGUUUCACCAUCCAGAGCCAUACCUCCCUUAGGAUAUGGCAAUAUUGUUGAUGCUAAUCCUCAACCAAAAGGUACACCAAACACAGCAAGGAAAUCUGGAUUGCAGCUCGCUGGCAAAUCUGAAUACACAAAGGAAGAAGUGGAGGUCUUAAAACGAACUUCAAAUAUUAAUGGAAGAGACUAUGUGCCCUUCCUUGCUAUUGAUCUGAGAGAGAAGUUCGCCUUCUCCAUACCAUUUACUGACAAAGAUGGUCUCCUCCCUCUUGCUCCAAAGCAGAAGAAAAAUUUUGCCAGGUGGGCUCGACCAGAAGACAUUUCUAGUGAUCCCAAGAUGAUUGAAGUAGUCGACUGCUUCAGCAUCAAACAAACCUGUGUGUCUGACUGUUCAUUUGUGGCAUCUGUAGCUAUCAGUGCUUUGUAUGAGAAGAGAUUUAAGAAGAGACUGAUAACUGACAUCAUUUAUCCCAAGAAUCGUAAUGGUGACCCAGUAUAUAACCCAUGUGGGAAGUAUAUGAUUAAACUUCACAUCAAUGGAAUCCCAAGGAAAAUAAUAGUAGAUGACAAGCUGCCUGUCGGUCAUCAUGGGGAGCUACUUUGUUCAUAUUCAACAAACAAGCAUGAGUUUUGGAUAUCACUUGUUGAAAAGUCAUACCUGAAAGUGAUGGGUGGCUAUGACUUCCCCGGCUCAAACAGCAACAUUGAUCUCUAUGCUCUCACCGGUUGGAUUCCUGAGCGUGUGUCUAUCAAGGACAAGGACUUCAAUAAAGAAGCAACAUUUCGCAAAAUUCUUGAUCGCUUCCACCGAGGAGACGUUUUGGUCACUGUGGCCACAGGGGAGAUGAGUGACAGUGCAGCAGACCGAGCCGGACUUGUUCCUACUCAUGCUUAUGCAAUGCUUGAUAUAAAGGAAGUAAAGGGCAAGCGCUUACUUAUGCUGAAAAAUCCGUGGUCUCACCUGCGCUGGAAGGGAAAUUAUUCAGAAAUGGAUCAAGUUCACUGGACUCCAGAAAUGUGCAAGCUCUUAAACUAUGACCCAAAGAGUGCACAAACAUUUGACAAUGGUGUAUUUUGGAUUGACUUUGACAGCCUGUGCCAUUUCUAUGAUGUGAUCUACAUGAAUUGGAAUCCUCGACUCUUCUCCCACACAUUCUGCACACAUGAAACUUGGUAUGCAAAGGCUGGUCCCGUGCGUGAUCUGUACAACGUUGGGGAGAAUCCACAAUACUCUCUGGAUGUGCAGUGUGCAGGCGGCUCAGCUGUGUGGAUAUUACUUACUCGGCACAUAACAGAGAUUGAAGACUUCAGGAAUAACCAGGAAUACAUCACCCUCCUUGUGUACAAGACUGGGGGCAAAAAAGUCUUUUAUCCAUUUGACCCUGCUCCAUACAUCGAUGGUAUCCGCAUCAACAGCCCUCACUACCUGUGCAAGAUGGUGUUGAAGGAAGCCGGGACCCACAAGUUUACACUAGUUGUCUCUCAGUAUGAGAAGCACCUCACCAUACACUACUCCUUGCGGGUGUAUUCAACGUGUCCAUUUUCUCUGCACAAGAUACGGAACUUGUGCAAACAUAAGCAUGAGGUCACAGGAAAAUGGAAUGGGGAAACUGCUGGAGGCUGCCCUAAUCAUCCAGCUACGUACAAGAAUAAUCCAGUCUACCAGUUCAGAAAUGAUUCAGAUCUGACGUGCUUUAGAAUUGAACUCAAGGCUCCAAAAGAUAUUCAGAUUGGGUUUGAGAUUGUCUGUGUUGAAGCCAAAAACACACAGGCAUCUGGAUAUUUUUCCAGGAAACAAUCAGGAGCAUACAGGUCUGGCUUUGUGGUGAUGGAACUGUUUGAUGUGGUGGCCGGAGUGUAUAAUAUCAUCCCAAGCACCUUCUAUCCCAAUACUGAGGCACCAUAUUUUCUUAAUUUCUUUUCAUCAUCACCUGUGAAAGUCAAUAGGUUGAAAUAAGUUUACACAGUACUAUAUCAAUGUACAGUAUACUGCUAUGCAAGUAUUUUUGUAUCACUAACUGAUUUAUCAUAUAUGCUGGGAAUCCUCAGUAAAAGACAUUUUGGAUUCCUUUCAGAUAUUUAAAUGAAUCUGUAUAAUAUUAAGUUAUCGAAAAAUGGCUGUAAUUAGAUGGAAUAAUUUAUUUGUUAAUCCAUUUCAUAUUUUAUCACAGAAGAUUGAAUUGAAAAUAUAUUUUCUAGCUUUUAAGACACUUGAAAACUAAAAUAAAAGGAAAAAAUAAACCAAAA